Daphnia pulicaria is the source of this 2128-nucleotide messenger RNA. RefSeq names its product glucose dehydrogenase [FAD, quinone]-like. Bases 208 to 2025 code for a protein of 605 amino acids. Lineage: Eukaryota; Metazoa; Arthropoda; Branchiopoda; Diplostraca; Daphniidae. The record is from RefSeq and is a predicted model, not a curated record. The transcript is spliced from 7 exons. Gene Ontology annotation, molecular function: oxidoreductase activity, acting on CH-OH group of donors; flavin adenine dinucleotide binding.
AUCCUCUGUACGGGACGGUCCUCCCAGCUCUUAUCUCUUUUUUAGUCUUAAGAGUGUGUUGUCCUGAUAAGGGGGUGACCUUAGUGUUUUUUGUUUUUUUUUUCACGAACACUAUUUCUCGGGAGUUUUUAUUUCAGUGGUCUUCCCGCCAAAGGGACGAAUUACUUUACUUUAGCUCGGAAUAGUUUAGAAUUUAUUUUUUUAAAAAUGUUGCUGGAACUCGGUAUGACUUUGACGACCUUGCUGGGCAAGUAUUUCUUCCUGCGUGAUAGUUCCAACAAUCCGGAAGGGGUGAUUCGUGACUCUCGGGGUUUGCGGACUGAAUACGACUUCAUUAUCAUCGGCGCUGGAUCGGCCGGUGCUGUUAUCGCUAAUCGUCUUACCGAAAUAGAAGAAUGGAAAGUCUUGCUCCUCGAGGCCGGAGGUGACGAAAAUCUUUGGGGUCAAGUGCCGGCCGCGGCGGCCGAUAUCCAACUCACCGAACGCGAUUGGCAGUACCAGACGGAAGAAAUGAGGGGUCAAGCUUGUCUCGGAUUGGAGAACCAGAGAUGUCUCUGGCCGCGGGGUAAGAUGAUGGGCGGCACGUCGUCGAUCAAUUACAUGCUGUACGUACGUGGAAACCGGCGUGAUUACGAUCAGUGGGCCCAACUUGGAAAUUACGGAUGGUCUUACGACGAAGUUUUACCGUAUUUUGUCAAGUCGGAAGACAAUCAGAACCCGUACCUGGCCGGAACUAAAUACCACGGCAAGGGUGGAUACCUGACCGUGAGCGAGGCUGGUUACCAAUCGCCAUUAGGAGGUGCAUUUAUUCAGGGUGGCAAGGAAAUGGGAUACGAAAAUCGUGACGGCAAUGGCGAAUAUCAAACUGGUUUCAUGUUCGCCCAGGGGACAAUCCGCAAAGGCCAUCGCUGCUCCAGUUCCAAGGCGUUCAUCCGACCCAUCCGCAAGCGGAAGAACCUCCACAUUUCCAUGCAUUCGCACGUGACAAAGAUCUUGAUUGAUCCCAAAACCAAACAGGCCUACGGGGUGCAGUUCCAAAAGCGAGACAGAAUCUACCACAUUUUUGCACGGAAGGAAGUGAUCCUGUCAGCCGGCGACACGGCCAGUCCCCACCUUCUGAUGUUGAGCGGGAUCGGACCAGCUCCCCAUCUGCAGGAAAAGGGAAUCUACCCGAUCCACGCCAAUUUACCGGUCGGCAAAAAUCUGCACGACCAUGUCGCCUUGGGUGAAGUCAUCUUCCUGAUCGACCAGCCGUAUUCUUUGAAGGAAGAACGAGUUAGAAACGUACAGACGAUCCUCAACUACACGGCCUGGGGAGGAACACCCCUGUCCAUGUUGGGAGGUGUUGAGGGACUCGCUUGGCUCAAGACCAAGUACGCGGAUGCCAACGACGACUGGCCGGACGUCCAGUUUCAUUUCAUCGGGUCCUGCGUGACAGCCGAUCGAGGCCGAUCCGUUCGAUAUUCGCACGGCGUCUCGGAUUCUGUUUGGGAGGAAUACUACCUGCCGAUUAUUGACAGGGAUUGCUGGAGCGUUAUGCCCGUGACUCUGCGGCCCAGAUCGCGAGGUUACAUCCGUCUCAACUCGGCCGACCCCUUCGACAAGCCCAUCAUCAAUCCGAAUUACUACAGCGAUCCUUACGACUUGGCAGUGACGAUUGAGGGCAUCAAGCUGGCCUUGCAGCUCAGUCAAACGUCGGCUUUUAAGAAAAUGAACAGCAAAUUCUACGACAAGCCUUUCCCUGGCUGCGAACGCUUCCCUAUGGGAACGGACGAUUACUGGGCCUGUUGGGUUCGCAGUUACAGUGUUACAUUGGCGCAUACCGCGGGUACUUGUCAAAUGGGUCCAGAUAAUGACCCGAUGGCUGUUGUGGACCCUUUAUUACGAGUACGAGGAAUCAGAAACUUGCGUGUGGCCGACACAUCCAUCAUGCCACUCGUGCCCAGCGGCAACACGAACGCUGCCGCGAUUAUGAUCGGAGAAAAGGCGUCGGAUCUUAUUAAAGACACAUGGUAUACUAAGUGACAAAAAGUACCUGCACGAAACGCGAUAAUAGAGCGAUAGUCCAAACAAAUUUUGUUUUUUUAUUUAACUGAAUCGUCAUGUAAUGUAGUUAAUUUUAAUAGUA